Messenger RNA from Melanaphis sacchari, 555 nucleotides. RefSeq lists its product as uncharacterized. The coding region runs from base 1 to 555 and encodes 184 amino acids. The transcript is spliced from 4 exons. NCBI's taxonomy places the organism in Eukaryota, Metazoa, Arthropoda, Insecta, Hemiptera, Aphididae. The record is from RefSeq and is a predicted model, not a curated record.
AUGCGUAAAAAAAAGUGUAAUGUAGAAUCCAAAAACAAUACAACUCAAGACGAGUUGGAUGUCAUGAUUCAAAAUUUGAUCAUUAAUCGAUGUUUGCCAUUCUCCUUGGUAGAAGCUACAGAAUUUAAAUCUAUUUUACAAACAGGAUUUCCUAAAUUAAAAAUAUUGAGCCGUCCAACGUUAAUGAAAAGGAUUGAUUUGAAUAUAAUUACCAUGUUAACAAAUUUAAAAAAAGAAUUAAGUUUGGUCAAUCACAUUUCAACUACAGCUGAUUGUUGGUCAAUUUUUAAGAAAUCAUAUAUUGGUAUAACUGGGCAUUGGUUAAACAAAAAUGAUUUAACAAGAAUUUCAUGUCUACUUGCAAUAAAGCGCUUAAAAGGAAAGCAUACAUAUGAUGUUUUAGCAAAGUCCAUGGAGUCAGUUUAUUCAGAAUUUGAUAUUAGUCAUAAAAUUACAUAUUCAACCACAGACAAUGGUUCAAAUUUUGUUAAAAGUUUCAAAGUCCAGAAUAUAUUUAAAGUUACAACUUACAAUACCAUAAACUAUACCUUAUAA